Messenger RNA from Branchiostoma floridae (Florida lancelet), 1483 nucleotides. RefSeq lists its product as uncharacterized. Lineage: Eukaryota; Metazoa; Chordata; Leptocardii; Amphioxiformes; Branchiostomatidae. Bases 83 to 1345 code for a protein of 420 amino acids. The record is from RefSeq and is a predicted model, not a curated record. The transcript has 12 exons.
CACACCUCAGACGUUUCGCCGCGGCUGGAAAGGUUCCUCGCUGUGACACGCAUCGUGCUGGAACACAAGUUGUAAACAGCAGAUGUCCAACAUGAAGAGAGCAGUGGGUGUGGGAGUACCCUUGAUGCUGAUCUUGGCCGUCUCCGCGUUCCUCAUCCUGACUGCGUCAAAGAAGGACCCAUUGUCUGAACCCGGACACCGCGUCAUCAAACGAUCCCUACAUAAAUCAUUGCCAGAUGAACUCCAAGAUGCCCUUCGAGCAGCAGCUGCUGAAGACGCCCCUGCUUACGUUAAGGACAAACGCUUCCUCCCGGCCAUUGCGAAUCUUGCUGGAAAACUUUUAUCAUCAGGAGGGAGCUUCGAUGCAGGAAAACUGACCGACAUAAUAAAUCAACUGGGCGGCAUGGAGAACAUGGGACCGGACAUCAUGGCGCAAAGUGUGCAACAGGAGGCUGAGGUCACGGCAGAAGUGGAAAAAGAGGUGGCAGAGGAAACAGUCGAUAAGAUAUUUGGAAAAGCUGAACAUGACAAGAAAGAAGAUGAUGGAGAUGAUGAUGACGAUGACGAUGAUGAUGAUGAUGACGGUGGUGACGGCCAGGAGCAUGAGAUAAAGGCUGAAGUAGACUUCAUUGCACAGAAGGGCAUGGUUGAGGAUGACAUGUUCGCUCCACCAGGGAUGCAGAUGAAAAUAGACGUGGAGGAAGACCCCGGGGAGGAAAGCGAACCCGAUGAAAGUUCCGAACCAAUGGCGUUCUCUUACCCCGUGGGGAUGGGUCCUGCUCUGAUGAACGGAUGUUUCGGAACAGGAUACGUAGAGGGUGAUCCAUGCUGGAACAAGAUGGAUGUCAUCCCAGUCUGCUGGAACAUGAUGGAGGGGUGUGCCUACAUCGGGGUCGGCUUUAAUGGUCGCGGAGACUACAGCAGCACGUCCAGAAGGAAAACAGUCGUGCAGAGGAACUGUAACAACGAGGGCUCGUACCACGAUGAGGACGUACCGGACAGCAUGAACGUUCACGGCAUCUUUGACACGGAUGUCGGCUCCGAGGUCUAUGAGUCCAAACAGGCUUACCGUCAUUCCCUCCAGAUGAAAGCCGGAAUGUCAUUUUCCGGAUAUGGCUUCCAGGCUGCCGUUGAGGCAGCAUAUGGGAAGGAGUCAUCAUCCCAGAAGCAGUCCUUCAUGUCUCUUAUUCAGUGUAACGUGAUCAGGUAUGAAAUCUUUCUGGAUGAGAUCACGCCGGAUACCCUGAGUCUGCCCUUCCUGCGAGACUUCUUGUCUCUUCCGAAAAAUUUCAUCGUGGGGCAGGCAAAGCUUCGCAGUCUUCCAAGACUUCCAACACCCACGUGACAGUAGAAGGAGGCGACCAGGAAGUUGCAUCCAUCGUAGCUGACUUCUACUCCACCGGCUUCAAAGACACCUUCACCGAGUGGCUGAAGUCCAUCCCUACAUACCCCAAACCCAUCGAGAUGUUCAUGGGCACCAUGU